Linnemannia hyalina is the source of this 729-nucleotide messenger RNA. The record is from the annotation of a GenBank genome assembly. Lineage: Eukaryota; Fungi; Mortierellomycota; Mortierellomycetes; Mortierellales; Mortierellaceae.
AUGAUUGCACCAUCCACCUCAAUCUCAGAUCUGAUCCUGGCCAAGGAAAACGUCCACCAUUUGACUUACUUUCCCUUCCACGGCCUCGCUGGUUGCAUCCGUACAGUCCUGGUCCUCUUGGGCGAGCCCUACGAGAACCACACCCUCUCCUUCAGAGAAUGGAUGGCCCAGAAGCCAUUGACGCCCUUUGGACAUAUCCCCAUCCUCCGCGAAGAGACCAAAUGCGGCAAGUCCUUCGAAAUAGCAGAGAUCUCUGCCAUUGAAUUCUUCCUCGCAAAGCGCGCAGGCAACUUGCUUGGAAAGGACUUUUGGGAAGAAUCCCAGAUCAGGAUGUUCCACUCUUCCACCCACGCCCUCAUCACCUUCCUUAUCCACACCGUCGUCCAGUCCCCUCAGUCCGAUCGCGCCGCCUUCUUGGCCAGGUUUAAGAAAACCAAUUUACCGCAGUGGGUCAAGUCCCAUGAGAAGUAUUUGGUGGCUAAUGGGUCCAAUGGACACUAUGUUGGAGACCAGUUGUCGAUUGCGGAUAUCAAGACGGCGUCGGUGGUCGAGCAUUUGAUUAACCUGACCAACGGAGAAGGAGAAACGCCCCUGGUCUCUGAAGAGUUGACCCCUGCCAUCAUGGCCGUGAAGAACAACCUCGAGAAGAACCCUCAAUAUGCAGAAUGGAGAGCUUCGCAGCAGUACCAAGAGUUCACCGGCGGCAACCUUGGCUUCUUUGGUUUCUAA